Rotaria socialis is the source of this 861-nucleotide messenger RNA. Lineage: Eukaryota; Metazoa; Rotifera; Eurotatoria; Philodinida; Philodinidae. The record is from the annotation of a GenBank genome assembly.
AUGUUGAAGAUUAUUCUUCUUCUUCUAGUUUCUGUUCAAAAUCUUAACGCUCUUCUUUGUUAUUCAAAAGGUUCAUUUUAUUUUUCUCGACAUACAUUUAACUGGAAUGAUUUUUCAUCGAUCUUAUUUAAUAUUAAGAAUGAAGUUAUUGCAAAUAAUUCGAUUUGUAAUGUUCGCAUAACAAUCGAUUAUAAUGGUGAUAGAAAUAAUUAUGUUGUUAUAAAAUUUGGCUCGCCGACACAUCAGCAUAAUACAAACAUUGAAUUUGGUUCAACAAUAUUUUUUCAUAAAAAUGAUAUUCUAUCAAUUGUAAGCUAUUUUGAUUAUAGUUGUUCAUCAGGGGAUUUCUGUGAUAGAAUAUUUCUUAAUAACUGGGCAAAACGCUUACUCAACUCUAAUGAUAAUUCAUUACAUACUAGUUUUACUUCAUUAUGGAAAACAUCGCAUAGUUCAACAAGUAUUUGUAAUGCAAAACAAGCAACGAACGAAUGUACUAGUCAUUUAUGUUUUAAUGUCUAUGAUGAAUUGAAAAAUUUUACGUACGGAAAAGCACAAUGCAAAGAUAAAUCAUCGACAAAUCCAGUUUACAUACAUAUCAAAACGUUUGGAGAAAAUUCAAAUGAUUAUCAAUGCAUAAAAAAUCAUUGUACUGGUGAAGUCUCAUAUAAUUCUACAUUAGACAAAAUGUAUGCGUGGCAAUCAAUUAAUAAUGUAAUAAUGAUGAAUUCAACUGAAUUAAAUGAAAUAAUUUUUAUACGAGCUAUUAGUAUCGUCGGAGUUCUGUUGUUUAUUGGUGGCGUUGCCUAUUGUAUUCAAAUUCGAAAAUAUAGAAAAGGUUAUAGAUUAGCAACGAUUGCUUAA